CUUAAGAUUGUAGGGGCAAAUGCGCGUUGUAUCAGUGCGACCCUCCCUCUCAACAAUACCGUGACGCUCUCGAGGCACCUCCUGAUAAAAUUUUCAUCUCAACUCAUCACUUCUCUUGGUUCUGCCUGCCCCAUGUUCAUCGCGGUCACUAUGAGUAAUACCAUCCAGGAGCUCACACCAACACAGUCUGGUCAGAUUUUCAUCUUGGCAGACACACCCAUUACUCACCUUUGA
This is a messenger RNA of Suillus subalutaceus, 234 nucleotides long. RefSeq lists its product as uncharacterized. Lineage: Eukaryota; Fungi; Basidiomycota; Agaricomycetes; Boletales; Suillaceae. The record is from RefSeq and is a predicted model, not a curated record. The annotation marks the transcript as partial. The transcript has a single exon.